Messenger RNA from Prosopis cineraria, 755 nucleotides. Its product is annotated as cyclin-dependent kinases regulatory subunit 1. Gene Ontology annotation, biological process: regulation of mitotic cell cycle. Gene Ontology annotation, cellular component: SCF ubiquitin ligase complex; cyclin-dependent protein kinase holoenzyme complex. Gene Ontology annotation, molecular function: protein kinase binding; histone binding; ubiquitin binding. Lineage: Eukaryota; Viridiplantae; Streptophyta; Magnoliopsida; Fabales; Fabaceae. The coding region runs from base 184 to 450 and encodes 88 amino acids. The record is from RefSeq and is a predicted model, not a curated record. The transcript is spliced from 4 exons.
CUGAAAUUACAAAAUCGCCCCUCUUGAGUUUCCUUCUCUGAUAUGCUGUACCCUUCUCUCCCUCUUCUCCAUUAUAUAUCCUCUCCCCACGUUGAUUCUAUCCCCACUUCCCCGCCCCAAACUCCCAGUGAUUGAAUCGGCAAACCCUAUCGUCCCCGUGCCAGACUGCCUUCACAGUUAGAGAUGGGUCAGAUCCAGUACUCUGAGAAGUACUUCGAUGAUACUUAUGAGUACAGGCAUGUGGUUCUGCCUCCUGAAGUGGCCAAACUGCUUCCCAAGAAUCGGCUUCUCUCUGAAAAUGAGUGGCGUGCAAUUGGGGUUCAACAAAGCCGUGGUUGGGUUCAUUAUGCAAUUCAUCGCCCUGAGCCACAUAUCAUGCUUUUCAGGAGGCCUCUGAACUAUCAGCAGCAGCAGGAAAAUCAGGCCCAGCAAAACAUGCUUGCCAAGUGAAUCGACUUUAAAGUGAAAAUAUGAAAGUAAAUGUCGAAAUUAUACAGGUUUCUGCUGGGUAAUGUAUUUUUUGUACGGUGUCACACUGUCACUGUUGUAGAAUUCUCCGACCUGGAGAAUCUUUAUAUAGAUCUUGGUUGUCUGUACUUAUUGGAUAUAUGUUGAUCUGCCUCUGGUGUGCUAUUUAUUUGCCUAUGAUGGACUAAUAGUCACUGGAUUUUUUUAUUAAUAGCGUCCAUCUUAUUAGUGGUUUGUGACUUUGUGUUGAACAAUAGUUUUCUCAUAUGUUCUUUUCUCUUCUCUUA